Molecule: messenger RNA, 867 nt
Organism: Leptosia nina
Lineage: Eukaryota; Metazoa; Arthropoda; Insecta; Lepidoptera; Pieridae
Source: the annotation of a GenBank genome assembly
AUGAAUUUGUAUUUAAUAAUCAUAUUUCUAUCAGUUCUGAAGAACGGUUCUCCCUUUGAUCUACCGAACCAAUCAUGUGGAUCAGAUUUAACUAUAGACAAGGACCAUUAUAAUGCAUCGGAAGUAUACGACGUUGGUAACGCCUAUCCAACGGAUGCCCACUAUGAUAAAUACGGAAAUUUAUUCUUUAUAGAAUCCGGACGAAAUUUAGACGGGUACUAUUUUGAUGCAAAGGUAGUUAAAGCGAAUUCAACAGUACCUGAAAAAGUUAACGGGCUUCCUGAUGGACAGUGUUACUCUGUUACUGUCGACAAAACCAGUUCUUUGGUGUACUUCGGGACAGGGAGAGGCAUUUACGCUUAUAAUUACAAUUCAGAAGAUACGAAACUAGUUUCAUCUCCUGAAAUAAAACCGAACGAAUUGUUCCUAGAUAAAGACGGAAACAAAUAUAUAACGGAAAGUGACGACGGAGUUGAACAACUUUACCUAUUGUCAGGCGAAAGAAAAAUAAGAUUUAAAUCCCUCGAAGCUCUUAAUGAGGUCGCCGUUGAUGAUAAAAACAACUUCUAUUUCAUCAAGGAUGACAAACUGUUUGUCCUUAAAAACAAUCUAUCGUUUCCAACAUUGGUUGGCAACGUUACGUACGAAGGUCUGGGGCAAAUUUCAGUUCACAAGAACGUUGUGUAUGUCGCUAGUGAAACGCUAUACUACAUCCAUGAAAAUGAUACGGCUCUUAAGAAUGUAAAUCUACGCGAUAACGUAACGGCUAUUGCUUUCGACAGUUCGAGUAACUUAGCGCUGGGUACUUACGGAAAAAUAGUCAAGUAUGAAAACAAGAAUAGUGAGUGUUAUCAUCGAAAACAUUAG